AACCGACCAAUGACGGGGAGGGGAAGGGGCGCGGCCGGGAUCGCGCCCCUGCCAUUGGCUCAUUCGAGAGCGAGAGAAGGGCGGAGCUCCGGGAAAGGCUGAGCUUCUCCGCUCCGCCGCUCAGCUGCUUUCAGAACCAAGUCGGGAUCCGCAGCUGGUGGGUGGCUGCGCGGCGCCUUUGGAUGGCUCUGCGUGGCCGGGCGAGGACUCCAUCCUUUCCGAUCCUGAACUAGCCUUUGGAGGAACCCUCCCUUCCUUUCUGUGCCUGGCCGGCUUCUUUGGAUAGCAGGAGGGGGGGUGGCGGCCCCGAGGGACGGAAUCCGGCAGGCAGCAUGUCCGAAGAGGCGCUCCUGAGCAUGGACGAAGGCACCCUCCGGAAACUGCUGGAGGCCACCCUGGACUUCUCCGAGCGCAGGCAGAUCCGUUCGGCUAUCCGGGAGCUACGCCGGCAAGAGCUGGAACGCGAUGAGGAGGCGCUGGCGUCCAAGCGUUUCAGGACGGAGCGGCAGGAGAACAAGGAGAACCGGCUGAGGUCGUGGCAGCAAGAGGAGGAACAGAGGCAGCAAAAGUCUCUGGACGCCCUUUCGAGAAAGCUGGAGAACAUCCAGGAUGUGGAGGAGCUGACCAGCUUGCUGCGAGGAACCAGCGAGUACGAAGAACGUAAACUCAUCCGGGCUGCUAUCCGCCAGCUGCGCGCGGAAGAAAUCGAAGCUGCAAAGUUGGCGGGAAAAGCUUUCACACACCGAAGGGCCACUGACACGGCUCGGGCACCCAAGGAGCAAGACGAAAACGCUGCACGAAACAGAAACGCCCAGGUGCAGAAGCGAGCAGGGCAGGAGCUGAUCGAAAGCCAGAUCCAGAAGCAGCUGGAUCCCAAGCUGGACGACAGUCCAGAGUCUUCUUUGGGGACCGUUCUGCUCCUGGAAGCCGUCUCCAGCCACCCGCCUUCCGAGUCGGCUCCUUUCCCGGACGGCGAGUCGAGCGGUGAAGACCCCGGGCCCAACUCCCAUGAGCAGGAUUCCGGCCCCCAAGCACAGCCUUCUUCCCAGGAGGAGGAAGAGGAGGAGGAAGAAGAAGAAGCUGGAGUCCUGGCACCCCCCAAAGUCCAGGAGGGGCUGAGCUCCUCCGAAGGGGAAGCCGCCUCUCAAAGCAGGAAAGAGGAGCAGCUGGAGCUGGGCAGCGUUGUGGGGGAGGCCCCCCCAAAAGAAGAGCCCCUCCUGAGCCAGGACAGAGAGAUUGUGCCUCAGGCCCCAGAAGAAGGAGGAGAAGGUGCUGCCGGCCAGAAGGGAGACAGGCCAGCAACUGGAGCCUCCCGAAUGAUAGAAACGGACGGCUUCAAAGCUCCUCCACAACUACCUGGUGCAGAGCCGUGCAGGGAACAGCAGCCCUUCCAAAGAGCCGGCUCCAUCCGCGAGCGCGCUCGCAAAUUCAACUCGGACCCCCCGAACCUUCCAGCUGCGCCCCCGAAGGGAGAGAAGGCCGUCGGAAGGCUGCCCGCCCUGCCACAACAGCAUCUUCUGCCCUCCCAUUGCGCGGCCAACUCACCCUUGCGGGACCGUGGCGGCCCUGCCGUUCGGACGCUCCAGGCUGGCAGCAAGACGCAGGAGGCAGCCCGGAUCGGCCCUUCUCACGCCAAGGCUGGGGCGGGCAGCGGGCCCCCUUCGCAAGCUCCGUCCAUCCCUAAAGAGGCAGGCGGUCCCCAAGGGCGGAUCCAGGGCGGCCAAUGGCAGGAGAGGAAGCUGCCCCCCGCCCGGUCCGGUGUUGAAAACGCCAAGGGGGGCUCCACGGACCCAGAGGUGCUCGGUAACCAGCAAAGCGGUGCGGCCCACAAUCCGGCAGGCUCCCUGCUCCGCCGUCCGGCUGCCCACCCUGACGACGAGAUGAAGACCCUCCUGACCAUUGAAAUCAAGGACAGUCGCCAUCAGCCGCUGCGGGGCCACCUGGCGGGACCCACCGGGAACCAGAGAGCAGAGCUCACCUUGGGACUGAGGAACUCCCCGCUGCGAAUCACUACCUCCAGCCAUGGCGGCUCCAGCGGCAGCUUUCAGAAGAUGGACGCCGAGUUACCGACGCAGCCCAAGGCGGCCCUGCUGACCAGGACAGAGAAGGAGAAGGUGCCGGAGGAGCGAAAACCAAACCGACUGAGCGCUGAGGAGCUGAGCAAAAUUGAAGAAGAAGACGUCUUGGAUAAGAUGUUGGACCAGACCAGAGACUUCGAGGAGCGACGUCUCAUCCGGGCAGCCAUGCGGGAUCUGCGCCAGCGGAAGCGAGACCAGCGAGAGAAGGAGCGGAACCAGCGGCUGCAAGAGGCCAAGGCGAAGGGGGGCUCUCACACCACCGAGACCACCGCCCAGCAAAGCCGGACGUCAGCGGACGGCUCAGCCGUCAGCACGGUCACCAAGACCCAGCGCCUCGUGCAGUCCAAUGAUGGCAACAAAGCGUCCCGCACAAUCACAAUGGAGGCAAGCUACACAAAGAGAUCAGAAAAAGAUGGCAACACCUUUGUCCAGACCAAAUCCUACAGCUCGUCAUCUUCCAAGAAAGUGGGCAGCAUCUUCGAACGGGAGGAUCCGAGCCCCAGGUCCGGGAGCAGUCUAGCUGACUUGGAGCGGCGCCAAGCCGAGAGGAAGAAGGAGUUCAUGAAGGCCCAGGCCAUGCCCAAGAUGUCCGCCUCGCAGGCACGCAAGGCCAUGAUCGAGAAGCUGGAGAAGGAGGGCGGGAGCCCCGCCAGCCCCGCGAUGGCCCGGGUGGGCAUCCAGCGCUCCUCCAGCUUCGGGGUCCCCAAUGCCAACACCAUCAAGCAGAUGCUUCUGGAUUGGUGCCGCGCCAAGACUCGGGGCUACGAGCACGUGGACAUCCAAAACUUCUCCUCCAGCUGGAGCGACGGCAUGGCCUUCUGCGCACUCGUCCACAACUUCUUCCCCGAGGCUUUCGAUUACACGCAGCUCUCGCCCCAGGACCGGAGGCGCAAUUUUGAGAUGGCUUUCUCCGCAGCUGAGAUGCUGGUGGAUUGCGUCCCGCUGGUGGAUGUGGAAGACAUGAUGAUCAUGGGGAAACGUCCGGAUGCGAAAUGCGUCUUCACCUACGUCCAGUCCCUCUACAACCACCUGCGGCGUCACGAGCUUCAGCGGCGUCAGGCGCACCUGUAGCCUCCUCCUCUUCGAGAGACUCACCCACCCACCCACCCUUCAAAAGGCUGGGCGGGCAGUCGAGGAGAGAGGGCAGCUUUCCCCGCUCUCCCCAAUCGUCACCUCCUCCUCUUCUGGGGGUUUGAGCAGCACCUGCCCCCCUCACCGCAGGCCAGCCACUGACAAUUUGGACCACGCCAAGGACCGGGUUGGGCCGCCCAACCCAGAAAAAUGGGACCGGAAGGUUUGGCUGCCAACUCUGCACCACACCUGCUUUUUAUACCAAGGUUGUUUUGAUUGUGGCUUGUAAGUUAUUCUGUUUUUUAAAAGAAGAAGAAGAAGCCCAUAGCGCCCCACUCCCCCAGUCUGACGGUACAAACGACCCUGGGCUUGCUUUCCCUGAAGCCUCAAACGAAACCAAACGGGAUCAGUUUGGAGGUCGCUUGCAAGAGAUCCACUGGAGAUUCAGCUUACGGUUCACGUGUUGUGUGACUCCCCACGUUUUGGAAAUGCAGGCUAGUUCAUUUGAUUGCAGCAGCUUUUUCCCUCCCCUCUCCCAGUUCCUAGGGACCCCCACCCCAUCCUCCCCACCCCACUGAAGGCAAGCCAAGCUCUUGCGGGGGGGCACAUGUAAAACCCCUCUUGGUGGGGGAUGGGAUGUUGGCCUUUUGCGUCCGCCUCGGGUUCCUCCCCAGCAAAGCCCAGCCUGAUCACGGAUAGCCGUGUGUUUUCACGUUUUUUUGCACGCCUUUUUGUCACGGAGAAAAAGCUGGCCUCUGGCUGCGAAGGAGGAGCGGGGACGUGGGAAGGGAAAGAGGGGAGGUUGUGCUCUUGACCCCUCCACCCAUCCCAAAUUAGCUCGCCUCGGUCUUUGGAGAGGCAGCCUCUUGCGCUCGGCGGCCGCGACUGUGGAAUCGUGCACUUUCCUCGGUUCGCAAGAAAAUACUAGAGGAGGGGCGCUUUUUAAAAACCCAAGGCCUGCCAUGGGAUGGGGAGGGGGCUGUGCCAGCUCAGAGGGGCUCUUUCCACCGGCGGUUACCAACAACAGAUGUUGCCUAGAUGUUCCUUCAGCCUCUUGCCAGAGGGCUGCUGAGGAGGGCGGUAUCUCAACUCCUUGACCAAGGAGGACCCAGAUGGGGAGUUUUAUUCCCGUGGGUUCCCGCCGGGGUGCUGUUCCUCUGGUACCCUCCCCCACCAAGCUGCCUUGCCUGCUUCCUCAAGUGACUCCGAAGUGGGGCAGGCCAGUCCCUGGGGGCUGCGUGGGGUGGAAACAGGACCGUGGACUGCGCGCCUAUGCGCUGCCACCCUCCCUCUGGGAUUGUAGCCGUUCUUCGCACCAGCACAAGAAUGUAUCAGCACCACCAAGUCAAUAAAGCGUUUGGAUUGUU
This is a messenger RNA of Ahaetulla prasina, 4516 nucleotides long. It is a transcript of the gene SMTN, whose product is annotated as smoothelin. Lineage: Eukaryota; Metazoa; Chordata; Lepidosauria; Squamata; Colubridae. The record is from RefSeq and is a predicted model, not a curated record. Gene Ontology annotation, biological process: actin cytoskeleton organization. Gene Ontology annotation, cellular component: filamentous actin; microtubule organizing center. The transcript is spliced from 21 exons. Gene Ontology annotation, molecular function: protein binding. The coding region runs from base 333 to 3149 and encodes 938 amino acids.